This is a messenger RNA of Limulus polyphemus (Atlantic horseshoe crab), 5588 nucleotides long. RefSeq names its product 2-acylglycerol O-acyltransferase 2-like. Gene Ontology annotation, cellular component: endoplasmic reticulum membrane. The transcript has 7 exons. Gene Ontology annotation, biological process: triglyceride biosynthetic process. The record is from RefSeq and is a predicted model, not a curated record. Bases 228 to 1274 code for a protein of 348 amino acids. Gene Ontology annotation, molecular function: diacylglycerol O-acyltransferase activity. NCBI's taxonomy places the organism in Eukaryota, Metazoa, Arthropoda, Merostomata, Xiphosura, Limulidae.
AGUGAAGACUUCUUUCAAGAACAACAUGUUCUAGUUCUACCGAUACUAAUUUUGAGGCAGAGAGAGCUGUGGAGCUUAUUAGAAAGGAGUGGCUCCCCCAAGGGCACAGUGGUAUGUCUGCGUACUUAUAAGGCUGGAAAACGAGUUUCGAUACCCGUGGUGGGCAGAGCACAGAUAGCCCUUCAUGUGGCUUUGUGCUUAACUUCAAACUAACAAACAAGAAAGGAAUGUCAUUACGUCUGCGUAGAGAUGAGACAACAAUGAACAUUAUGGGAAUUGAGUUUGCCCCACUUCGUAUUCCAUUAGCUCGUCGGCUACAGACCUUAGCAGUAUUGUACUACAGUUCAAGUUUUAUCUUUUUUGGAGCAGGUGGAAUACUACUAUGUAUUUUUAUGCUAUUCACAAGACUGUAUUAUUUACCAAUCCUGUAUGCAGCAUGGUUUGCUUAUGAUCACAGUGUUUGUAAUAAAGGUGGCAGACCUUGGAAAUGGGUAAGAAACUGGAGAAUAUGGAAAUAUUUCCGUGAUUAUUUUCCCAUCAGACUUGUUAAGACAGCAGAACUUGACCCCAACAAAAACUAUAUUUUGGGUUACCACCCACAUGGAAUUAUGUGUGCAGGAGCAUUCUGUAAUUUUGCCACUGAAGGUACCAAUUUUAGUGAAAUAUUCCCUCAAAUUAAACCCCACCUGCUGACUUUGGAAUGCCAGUUUUUGUUUCCAUUCCACCGUGAACUUUUUCUUUGCUCAGGGGCUUGCUCCGUUUCUAAAGAUAGCAUGGAGUGGCUGUUGACAAAGGAAGGAAAAGGCAAUGCUCUGGUCCUUGUAAUUGGUGGUGCAGUUGAAGCAUUAGAUGCUCACCCAGGAACUGUUAAUCUUGUUCUGAAACGAAGAAAAGGAUUCAUUCGUUUGGCCCUCAGGCAUGGAGUUCCUCUAGUUCCAGUCUUUUGUUUUGGAGAAAAUGAUCUAUUUGAUCAGGUUCACAAUCCUGAUGGGUCCUGGCUUCGAAAAGUGCAGGAUAAGCUAACCCAUCGCCUAGGCUUUUCUCCACCUCUUUUCUAUGGAAGAGGAGUGUUUCAGUACAAUGUAGGCUAUUUACCAUACAGGAAGCCUGUGACAACUGUUGUUGGAAGACCUAUUGACGUUGAGAAGAAUGAGAAUCCAACUGACGAGGAAGUAAACAGCCUUCAUAGUAGGUACAUGGAAGAACUUCAGAAUUUGUUUAAUGAACACAAGGAUAAAUAUGGAAAGCCAGGCUUAAAUCUUCAAAUUUCAUAAUAAUCUAAACCAAUGGAUUUUACUAUGCCCAUAAAAUUAUCCUGUUGAUCUCUGCAGAGCUAACACUUUCCCUCAGUAUUUAUAUCACACAUGCUUGUUUAAUGUGUGAAAUGUCAAAAAUGUUAAGUGGAGAUAAAAGUAUUAGAUUUUCAAGUCAGUUCUGUGAAGAUUAACUGCAUCAAUGUGUUUUUUUUUUCUAGUAAAACUUUAAUAUUUUGCAAAUAGUAAAUUGAGAAAAUUAUUCAGAAUUACUUGAUGGCUCGAAGAUAAAUUUGAAAAAAAAAUACAAAAAGUAUUAACAUUCAUAAUUGUUUGUUGUCUAAUUGGAGAAUAAACUUUAUGUACUUAAACAUCUUAGUUACAGUUGCAUUAACCUUAAGUAUAUAUUUUCCAACAUGAUUUCAUUUUAUACAUAAGCAAGUUGUGGUUGAUAUUCUACAAGCUGUGGUUGAUAUUCUACAAGUAGUGGUUGAUAUUCUACAAGUAGUGGUUGAUAUUCUAUAAGUUGUUUUGUUUAAUUGGAGUGAAUCACUUGGAAACAUUUUCUGGAAUUUAGCUUUUUGAAUUGAUGUAUCUAUUUCAGGUUAAGUUUUUAUUUUUAUAAUUGUUAAAUGUGUCAUGUUAUUACUAAGAAGAAAUACUGAAAUAUCAAACCUGGUACAGGUUGAGAAUCAACAUUUGUUUUUAUAUGGCAUUAAUACAUGUUUACAAGUGCAAAUGGAAAUUGGUAAUUUUUGUCUAAUAUUAAUAACAGAUCUUAUUUUAACCUAUUUGUGAGAACGUUUAAAGGAGUAAUAUUAAUAACAUAUAUUCUGAUCCACUGAUAAGAAAUGUUUGUAAUAUUCACCACUGUCUGAUGACUGCAUUCUUGAAAGAAAUGUGAAAAAUGUAAGUCCAUUUUCUACUUGUGUUUUCGUGGUUUAAGUUCAGAAUGUUGAAGAAACAUUUUCAAUAAUGUCACAACAUUUGUGUAAAAGUUUGCAUAAGUUACAAUAGAAAGUACAUAGUGUUUAUAUGAUAAUAGGACUCCCACAUGAUUUUGAAUGCCAUUAUAUGAUAAUAGGACUCCCACAUGAUUUUGAAUGCCAUUAUAUGAUAAUAGGACUCCCACAUGAUUUUGAAUGCCAUUAUAUGAUAAUAGGACUCCCACAUGAUUUUGAAUGCCAUUAUAUGAUAAUAGGACUCCCACAUGAUUUUGAAUGCCAUUAUAUGAUAAUAGAAUUCCCACAUGAUUUUGAAUGCCAUUAUAUGAUAAUAGAAUUCCCACAUGAUUUUGAAUGCCAUUCUGCAUUUUUUAGCUGAAAUACUUCAGUUAAUAGCUUGUUAAUGAAAUGACAACUUAAGAAACCCCCUUUGUAUUUUGUUGAAAUUACUAACCUCAGGAAAUAUAUUUUUGUUAUCUUUAUAUAAGUACUUUGUGUAAGAUUUAGUAAUAACUUAAUUUACUUCCUACUUGAUACUUUUAAGUUACAUUUUUUUAGAUUUAUUAUACAUAAUUACAUAUAAAUCUUAGUAUUGGAGGAAAUGUGACAUAAAAAGGUUAGACUAGUUCUGUUGCUACACUUAUGUAAUACAGUAUUAAGAUUAAGUUUUUAUAGCAAGUAUAUUGGUGCUGUAAUAAAAAUAAAAUUACUAACUUUCUGUAAACAAUAAUUCUUACAGUAUGACCAGCUGAGAACUGCAGUUUUGAUCUAUAUAAGAUACCAUUAGCUAGAUCAGUAGUGAUUAAGUUCAGUAAUCAUUGGAUGAGACUCUGGAUGUUGGUUUUGUUCAUAUACUUUUUCCCCUGCAAUAUUGUUUUAGGGUAACCAACUUUUUAGCUUCAAGCAUUCAACUUCUCGUUGAUUUCUAAUGAAAAAAACAAACAAACCUCAUUUAGGUAAGAACAUAUGAAGGGUUUCUGAAGUAAUUGUUUAAUACCCCACUUGCUCUUUGUGGCAAUAAGAGACCUUUUCUGUUUCAAAAUAGUACUGGCCUAGUAUUGCAUUCAUGGUUAUGAAUAUUUCUUCACAAUUAACUUGAAGUUUCCACAUAAUCAUUGGUUGAAAGAUCAUGGUUGUGAGAUAAAGAUGAAGGCAGUGAGUAAAGGAACAAGAACCAGAUGUCUGUCACAAAAUACAAGUCUUUAUUACUUAAAGUUAACAUUAAGCUGAGGUCUGGUAGAAAAUUCUACAUUUACUGAAAAUAAUUACAGUUUUAAACUGAAAUUAGGACAAGUAAACUUAAAGCUUGGGGAAAGACAAUAUAAAAUAUGCACACUGGUAAUUGGUACAGAGGCAGGGAGAAGCACAAUAGAGAAAAGUGAAGUCAAAACUUAUUGAGUUAAAAUGCUGGUAAUGGACCAAAGAGAAUAGCUAUACAGGGCUGUAAUAGUAAGAUCACAGUUUUCCAAGAAAAGCAGAAAAAUGGCUACCUCACUGAGAGAAAGAAAAGCUCUCCACUGUCAUGGAAAUGAGGAUGAAACAAAGAACAGGAGAAAACAGCUCUAGAUAUAAGAUAUCUUUUCUAGUUAUAAAACAUCAUUUACUUUCUUAUUACAAAUACAGGAACUAUUAAGAUAUAACAACCAUAACUCCCCCACUCCUUUACUUUAGGUUGCUUCUGUGGCUAAUGUCAUUUAAAAAAUUUUAAUCCAAUCAUCAGUAGACUGCAUAUCUCUUAUUUCCAUUGAUACAUUUGUCCUAGAAGGAGGGGGGGUGGUGUAUACAGGCAUGCAUGACUUAUGAGACAGGAACGUAACACCAACAUUUGAAUAAAACAACCUAUCAGAAGACAUAGCAUGUCAAAAGCUCUUAAAAUGAAAUAAUGAAAGAUAUAACCAAAUAUUCUUAGAGAUCCAGACGAGAGUAUCACACAACAAUUUACAACAUGGUGCAGUCUGAUACCUGGAAACCUUUUUUUUUUAUCUGACGUAUCAUAUACUACAUGUAAUUCAAAGUAUAAAGAAAAAAAAUGCAAGUAAUACAUUUUAAUGCCAUACUAUUUAAGUCAACAAAAAUUCAAAGUCGUAAUAGGUGGUAACACAACAACAUACAAUCAGAUACAUCAUAUUACAGAGUUUUAUCACAAGGUCUAACAUUAUGCAUUUCAAUAGAGUUUAAACUGAAAUAUCAAAGUACAGAAAAGGGUGUGUAUAACACAAAAGCUAAACACAUACUGUCCUAAAAAAUACAGUGAAAUAACAUCUACAUCUGUCCUGUAUGAAACUUUCUAUUCACAGAGCAUCAGUAAUAAAAUAAACUUAAAAUAACAUCACAACCAAAGUUUAACAAGUUUGUCAUUUAAGUGAAAGCCAAAUCAUACAACUACAUUUGCUUGAAUGUGUAUGAAAACAGCUCUUUAUAUCCAGUUUGGAUAAUCUUAACAAAAAUGAAGAAGUAUUUGGAAACACAAGUUAAACAUCUUCCCCAUUAAAUCAAAGAGAAAUGAACAAUUUUAAAUCAUCAGAAGUUAGACUUAUUAAAAAAGAAACAUCAAGACAGGGAGUAGAAUAUCAGAAUGUCUUUCUUGUGGGAAAUUGAAAACAACAAUAGACCUAAUGUUAGAACACUAUGAAUACCCCACAGAAAUAUUAUAUGGAGACAAAAACAGUAAAAUUAUAACACUACAAGCAGAGGAGAUAAGGAGCAAUAUGUCUGAAAAAUAUGACUCUACCUCUAUAAACGAAAAUGGGAAGUAAUGAAUGGAAAAGGAUGUUUCCAGUGACAUCAUUUCUAAUGAUCAUUAACUUUCCUACGACAAGUACAGGAACUAUGGAUCUAAAAAUUUAGGGUAGUUUGUAUGGAUAAUUCUUCCAUACAAUUGGUGAUCUUAAAGUGGUUAUACUUAAUUGUUUAAGGCUGAUUAAGGUCUAGUAUUAGCAUAUUGGGCUGUAUAUUAAGGGGUCCAGAGUUUGAGAUGUAAUAGCAAUUAACAUUUUUGCACUUUCAACUGUGGGUGCAUUAUGUGUGUGGCAAUCAAUUCUGUUGUUCAGUUCUAAGAUCCAGACAAAGCCACUGUGGCAGUGAGUGCUGCUGGCUUAUUGCUUUCCCAGUGGUCAAUAGUUCAAAAUUAGGGAUGACUACAUCUGAAACUUGGGAGGUGAGUGAACUGACCUGUCUGAUUGUUCCACACAUGCAUAAAGUGCUAUUCAAGUAAAAAAUUUCAUUUAAUCGUAUUUGUAAUUGGUAUGAUGAAGCACAUAAAAUAGUUCACGUUUAAUAGGAACUGUAACAAACGAUGAUCAGUGUUGUCUGCUUGCCAAUGUUCUCAGCAGUCAUUGUGUUGCUUGUGAUGUAGCUAGUGUUAAAAAACUAUAUAAAAUUCCUUUACAAA